Messenger RNA from Amyelois transitella, 598 nucleotides. Its product is annotated as prefoldin subunit 1. The record is from RefSeq and is a predicted model, not a curated record. NCBI's taxonomy places the organism in Eukaryota, Metazoa, Arthropoda, Insecta, Lepidoptera, Pyralidae. Gene Ontology annotation, biological process: protein folding. Gene Ontology annotation, molecular function: protein folding chaperone. Gene Ontology annotation, cellular component: prefoldin complex; cytoplasm. The transcript has a single exon. Bases 88 to 474 code for a protein of 128 amino acids.
UGCUCCUGUCUUAGGUUUAUAUCAAGUGUCAAUAUCAAUCAAGUCACCCUAAUUUGAGAAUACCUAGCAAGAAAGCAGGUUGAGAAAAUGGCAAAACCCGUAGAUUUAGAACUGAAAAAAGCCUUUUUUGAAUUACAAGUCAAAAUGGUGGAAACAAGCAAAAAAAUUAAAGAUAUAGAUACUCAGAUAAGUGUACUUAAACGCUACAUGCAACAUGUAGAUAUUACUCAACACGAGAUUAGUACUUUACCACCUGGUACAAAAACCUACGAAUCUGUUGGUAGAAUGUUUCUUUUAACAGAUUUGGAUGAAGUUAAGAGUAAUCUUAAAAACAGAGAAUCACAACUUACAAGCCGCACUAAAGAACUUGAAGGCACAAAACAUUAUUUGGAAAAAAAUCUCAAAGAAAGUGAAGACAAUAUAAGGGAGAUGGUGCAGCAACGAAAGGAGCAGAGCGAUACCAAGGCGAAUUAAUUUAUAAAUGAUAACAUAUAUGUAGUGAUAAGGUCGCAUCUUUUUAUAAUCCAUGUAUUUGCUUACCUUUUCUGUCCAAAUUUCACAAAAUGGCAUUGUUUAAAUAAAUCACAACUUACCUUUA